Messenger RNA from Erythranthe guttata (spotted monkey flower), 4460 nucleotides. Lineage: Eukaryota; Viridiplantae; Streptophyta; Magnoliopsida; Lamiales; Phrymaceae. The record is from RefSeq and is a predicted model, not a curated record.
AUCAACGUCAAGCUUUUCGUCAUUCUUUAAUUUCAAUGUACGGCGGUGGAUAUCAAUACCCAGACCCGUACCCGGAUCCGAGCAACAGCGGGGCGGCAUUUGUGGAGGGGGAGGGUGACGACGACGACGGCGGCGGCGAAGAACCGGAGGAUAUAUCGCAGGAGGAUGCUUGGACUGUGAUAAGCUCGUAUUUCGAGGAGAAGGGUUUGGUUCGUCAGCAAUUGGAUUCGUUUGAUGAGUUCAUACAGAACACGAUGCAGGAGAUUGUGGACGAGUCCUCCAACAUCGAGAUCCGACCCGAAUCCCAGCACAAUCCGGGUCGGAGCUCCGAUUUCGUUGAGACAGUAUACAGAAUCAGCUUCGGGCAGAUAUACCUUAGUAAACCGAUGAUGACUGAAUCAGAUGGAGAGACCAACACAUUGUAUCCAAAAGCUGCACGGUUAAGGAACCUAACCUAUUCGUCACCAUUGUACGUCGAUGUCACAAAGAGAGUCGUAAAGAAAGGUUACGACCACGAAGAAGUCAUAGAGACACAAGAGUUCACCAAAGUCUUCAUCGGAAAGGUUCCAAUAAUGCUUCGUUCGAGCUAUUGUAGUUUGUACCAUCUCUCGGAGAAAGACUUGAUGGAGAUGGGGGAGUGCCCUUAUGAUCAGGGCGGAUACUUUAUAAUAAACGGGAGCGAGAAAGUUCUUAUUGCUCAGGAGAAAAUGAGCACUAAUCACGUCUAUGUGUUUAAGAAGCGUCAGCCUAACAAAUACGCUUACGUGGCCGAAGUUAGGUCCAUAGCCGAGUCGCAGAACAAGGCACCUAGUGGCAUGUUUGUUAGGAUGCUUUCUAGACCUGGAGCAAAAGGGGGGACCUCGGGACAGUACAUUCGAGCUACACUUCCGUACAUUAGGACCGAAAUUCCUAUAAUAAUCGUGUUUCGCGCAUUGGGAUUUGUGGCGGAUAAAUAUAUAUUAGAACAUAUCUGCUAUGAUUUUAAUGAUACAAAAAUGAUGGAGUUGUUGAGGCCUUCGUUGGAAGAGGCCUUUGUGAUACAAAAUCAACAGGUUGCACUUGACUACAUUGGAAAGAGAGGAUCUACGGUUGGUGUUACGAGAGAAAAAAGAAUUAAGUACGCGAAAGAAAUCCUCCAAAGGGAGAUGCUUCCGCAUGUCGGUACUGAUGAGUAUUGUGAAACCAAGAAAGCCUAUUAUUUCGGAUACGUAAUAAACAGGCUAUUACUCUGCGCACUUGGGCGAAGACCAGAGGACGAUCGAGAUCACUACGCGAAUAAGAGGCUCGAUCUUGCUGGUCCAUUGUUAGCGGGUUUAUUUCGCAUGUUGUUCAGAAAAUUAACCAGGGAUGUCAGAUCAUAUGUUCAAAGGGGCGUCGAUAGUGGCAAGGAAGUAAAUUUGCAAUUUGCUAUUAAGGCAAAAACAAUCACAAGUGGACUCAAGUAUUCUCUUGCCACUGGAAACUGGGGACAAGCAAAUGCAGCUGGAACUAGAGCUGGAGUUUCUCAGGUGCUCAAUCGUUUGACAUAUGCAUCAACACUCUCUCAUUUGAGGAGAUUAAACUCGCCUAUUGGCCGUGAAGGUAAAUUGGCUAAACCGAGGCAGUUGCACAAUUCACACUGGGGUAUGAUGUGUCCUGCAGAAACACCUGAAGGACAAGCAUGUGGAUUGGUCAAGAACCUUGCCCUUAUGGUGUACAUAACAGUCGGAUCAGCAGCAAAUCCGAUUUUGGAGUUUUUAGAUGAGUGGAGUACGGAGAAUUUUGAGGAAAUAUCACCAGCUGUGAUUCCUCACGCUACGAAAAUAUUCGUCAAUGGUAACUGGAUUGGCAUUCAUCGGGAUCCAGAGCUGUUGGUUAGAACACUCAGACAGCUAAGAAGACAGGUUGAUGUGAACACUGAAGUUGGAAUUAUUCGCGAUAUACAUCUGAGAGAGCUUCGACUAUAUACAGACUACGGUCGUUGCAGUCGCCCCUUAUUCAUUGUCGAGAAACAAGAGUUGCUUAUAAAGAAGAGGGAUAUUCUUGCCCUGCAGCAAAGAGAAUCGGCCGAUGAAUAUGGUUGGCAUGAUCUUGUAAGAAAAGGAUUUAUCGAAUACGUUGACACAGAAGAAGAGGAGACCACAAUGAUUUCAAUGUCGAUAAACGAUCUUGUGAAUUCGAGGCGAAACCCUGAUGAUGCUUAUUCCGAAACAUACACGCACUGUGAAAUCCAUCCGUCGCUGAUAUUGGGUGUUUGCGCUUCAAUCAUACCAUUUCCCGACCACAACCAGUCCCCUCGUAACACUUAUCAGUCGGCGAUGGGAAAGCAAGCAAUGGGAAUAUACGUGACUAAUUACCAACUACGAAUGGACACGCUAGCCUAUGUACUUUACUAUCCUCAGAAGCCUCUCGUCACUACUCGUGCUAUGGAGCAUUUGCAUUUCAGACAACUUCCAGCUGGCAUCAAUGCCAUUGUAUCCAUUACUUGCUACUCGGGAUAUAAUCAAGAAGAUUCUGUAAUCAUGAACCAAUCUUCAAUUGACCGUGGAUUCUUUCGGUCUUUGUUCUUCCGUUCAUAUCGGGACGAGGAGAAAAAGAUGGGAACACUAGUUAAAGAGGAUUUUGGGUGUCCUAAUCGAGACACAACCCUGGGAAUGCGGCAUGGAUGUUACGACAAACUAGACGAUGAUGGCUUUGCUCCUCCUGGGACAAGAGUCUCCGGUGAUGACGUCAUCAUAGGGAAGACAAAACCAAUUUCUCAGGAAGAUGCUCAAGGAAAAUCCGCAAGAUUCACAAAUAAGGACCAUAGUACUAGUUUACGUCACAGCGAAAGUGGGAUCGUCGAUCAGGUACUUUUGACAACAAAUGCUGACGGACUGAGGUUUGUCAAGAUUCGAAUGCGAUCGGUUCGAAUACCUCAAAUAGGAGACAAAUUUAGCAGCAGACACGGGCAAAAGGGAACGAUAGGAAUGACGUACACACAGGAAGAUAUGCCGUGGAGUAUCGAAGGCAUUACACCUGACAUAAUAGUCAACCCGCAUGCUAUUCCUUCUCGCAUGACGAUUGGUCAGCUUAUUGAAUGCAUUAUGGGGAAGGUGGCUGCUCACAUGGGCAAGGAAGGAGAUGCUACACCUUUUACUGAUGUUACUGUGGACAGCAUUAGCAAAGCUCUGCACAAAUGUGGUUACCAAAUGCGAGGAUUCGAGACAAUGUACAACGGCCACACGGGCCGUCAGCUGACAGCCAUGAUAUUCCUUGGCCCCACUUAUUACCAACGGCUAAAGCACAUGGUUGACGACAAGAUCCACUCGAGGGGCCGAGGCCCGGUUCAGAUCCUGACCCGACAACCCGCCGAAGGAAGAUCCAGAGACGGUGGUUUGAGAUUCGGAGAAAUGGAGCGCGAUUGCAUGAUAGCUCAUGGAGCCGCGCAUUUCUUAAAAGAGAGGUUGUUCGACCAGAGCGACGCUUACAGGAUUCACGCGUGCGAGAAUUGCGGUAUUAUCGCCAUUGCCAAUCUAAAGAAGCUUAGCUUCGAAUGUAGGAGCUGCAAGAAUAAAACAGACAUUGUUCAGAUAUACAUUCCUUACGCAUGCAAGCUUCUGAUACAAGAACUCAUGUCGAUGGCGAUUUCACCGAGGCUGCUCACAAAGGGUUUGGACACAUCCAAGGAACAAAAAAAGAAAGGUGGAUAAUUUCCAGCUGCCUCCAUGGAUUAGGCAAUGGAUAAUAAAUAGGUAUGGUUUUUUUUUUUUUUUUUGGCUUAAAUAACACAAUUUUUUUUGGCUUUCGUCUCUCUUAAAAUAACUUGCUUUAAGCUGUUAUUUUACAAGUACUAAUAGAUUUGCCUUUUCAAUUUAAGUUGAUUUUCCAGCGUACUUGCAAAUUAAACACACCCAACUUCUAGAAAUAAACACUUCAAACCAACUUAAUUCACAAUCACUAGCUUCUGCUUUUAACCAAUGGGUUCUCUGGAUUUUCCAGACCUUCCGUGAUCAUUUCUAUUCUUCUAUCUUAUCUCUAAUUUGGGCUGCCUGUUUUACCCGUGUUAUUUUUGAUAGAUUUUAUUUUUCGUCUGUUGAUACUUUUAACUAUUUUUCAGGUUUGUAGCAUUUCGCCUGAAUUUUUUUUUAUGUACGCAUCGAUUUUUGAUCUAUAGACAAGUUGGGGGUCCAUCACAACCCUCACCCCCUCCACCUUCAUCGAGUGUCGUUCUUCUGCUUUUAAAUAAGCUUUUGCAAAUACGAACAACAAUAAAAGGUGGGAAAAAUACAUUUUUCAUCCAUCAAAUUUGUACAAAUUUCACAUUCGGUCCCCCAUAUAUGUUCAAAAAAAAUAUAUUUGCCCCUUCAUGUUUCAAAAAUUCAACACUUUUAGUUAUUUCCAUCAAUUUUUCGUUAUUACUAACAGAAUCAAGCGUGUGCCCAUCACUGCGAGUUAACGGUAAAAUAACGGAAAUGACAAAAAUGUUAAAUUAUUGAAAC